CCCCGGUACCUGGUACAUGCCUUGGAGAUCCGUUAUGCCCCCUUGCACCUGAAGCCAUGCGGUGAACUCAUCCCUGCCGCUGCUCUUUCGACACAGUACUCGCUCGUGUACGUGUGUACUUCCCGUCCCACCUUGUGUUGCUGCUGCUGCGGUAUUUCCCAAGGGGGUCGCCCUUGAUUGCUCCACCGACUCGCACGCCCUCAUCCUCUACCGGUGUUUAUCUUUACCCGCCUCCCUUCCCCUACUCCGCCCACAAUGGAGCAGCCGGAAAUGUCCCAGCCUGCUGCCCAUCAUCACGAUGAUAGUCACCUCGUGACAGCUUAUUUUCCGAACUCAACAUCCACCGUUCCUCCUGCAGCACAUCAUCCCCCGCAAUUACCGCCACUGGCAUCCCCCCAGAAGGACUCCUCUCCGUCCGAACUCAGCUAUCUUGACGGCCGUCUCAACUCCUCUCACUCCGAAUCGCAUUUCCAGCCACCUCACCAUCAUUCCCGCCGGCAGCAUCGUCUGUCACAUCCGUCUCAGGAUCCCGGGGAGCACAUCUAUGCUGAAUCUGGCCAAGCAUCCGUUCCCCCGGAGACAUCGGUUUCUUCGCCUUAUCUCGAGAACGGCUCCAUAUUGACCCGAGCCUCAAUCACGAGCGAGGCCGUGCGCAAAGAAGGGCGUGUUCGCGGGAGUUGGACGGAUCAUUCUUCGUACAUGUCGGGCGAUAACCACCCCAAUGGCGCAUCCCGCGUGCAUAAACGAGCGGUUCAUGACGAUGACAUUUCCCCGGAGCCUGCGGAGCCGGACGCUCUAUUGAUGUUUCGACUCUCCGUCCCCGUCCCCGUAUUCUCCUUCUGUGCAGCAUUCUACACCAUCUUUGGUCUCAUCUUCGUCCUCCUUGUGUCGCCGCUUCGGAUAUGUUCCUGCAUACCAUACUUUCGGACCACGUCCUUCCGAGCACAGCUUUGUGAUCUGCUGGUGCCCCAGCUGCAUAUCCAUGAACGAUUGGUCUGUUUGCGACAGUCCUCGAGUAGAUCUUCAUCGACUCAGCCAAUCUAUGACCCGGAGGGAUCAUUUAUCGCCGAGUCCAUCGACUCCUAUUCCAUCGCUGGACUGCUCAUGGUGCUGCUGUUAUCGCCGUUUCUCUCCAUAGCCGUAUUUCUCCUUGCCUGGAUUGCAGCCUUUUUCUGGAUCUUUGCCAUGAUGUUAGGCAACCCAGACGGCACCGAGCGCAAAGAUGAUGGCCGCGCAGCUGUCCUUGGAGUCUGCCGGUGGUGGCAGAUAUGGCUUGGCAAGGCCCGUAAGUCGCUCGCUUAGGUCUGUUAUUCAUCCGUGGUUUUGAUGCCGGCAUGAUACCAACGUUUGGGAUAUGUGGAAUGACCUCCUGAGGCGUCCUUUGCUUUUUCUUUCGUUUCACUUUUUUUUUUUUCUUUUUCUUUUUUUCUUCGGCCUUCUUUAUCCAGUCACCGGGCUGGUUUUCGAGGAUUCCUUCGGAGUUGAGAUAUUGGUCGCCGGCGCGGGGAGUUUGC
This is a messenger RNA of Aspergillus ibericus CBS 121593, 1514 nucleotides long. RefSeq lists its product as uncharacterized. Bases 256 to 1302 code for a protein of 348 amino acids. The transcript has 2 exons. The record is from RefSeq and is a predicted model, not a curated record. NCBI's taxonomy places the organism in Eukaryota, Fungi, Ascomycota, Eurotiomycetes, Eurotiales, Aspergillaceae.